This is a messenger RNA of Symbiodinium sp. CCMP2592, 1944 nucleotides long. The record is from the annotation of a GenBank genome assembly. Lineage: Eukaryota; Dinophyceae; Suessiales; Symbiodiniaceae.
AUGACUAGCAAAAAGAAGAAAAAGGAUAAAGAGGAGUCAAAGGGAAAGCCGACAAAGCCUCCCAUCCACGUGGAUCGGAAGCUGGCCCUCCUUAAGCUGCGAGAUGUCGCUUCCACGGGCUUGCGAGAGGUCCUAUGGAGCGACGAGGAGGUGCAGAAGGUGCUUCUUUGGUCCUUGGAGGACUCCCAGCCAGAGUUGGCCCAGAUUCUCACUUUGGCCGUCUUUGUGCAUCUCACCUCAUCUGCCCGAAACUGCGAAGCGCUCCUGCUCAGCGAAGAGGUGCGAAGCAGGCUCGUUCGAGUCGUGCAGGAAUCUUCCGGCGAAGUCCGAGAGAAGGCUUUGUUGGCUCUCACGGGUCUGGCCGUCGCGUCCUUCCAGAAGGAGGACUUUGAGGACGUGCGGAACCUUCUGGGACAGGCGGCUGGUAGAGGACGUGGAGCUCCGCAGCGGAUCGAAGUCUUCCGUGCCCUUUGGAGUGCCGCAGUGGUCUGCGAAAGCCCAGAGCUCUUCUUCGGCAACACCCGUAUUUGGGGGAGUCUCUGCGAGAGCAUCGAGGCAACGGAGCCAGCUGACGUCCGGGAGAGUGCUUUAGGCUUGCUGGGAGCUUUGACAUGGCAGCCGACAGGGCCGCACUUCGUCUGGCACGACGCCGCCUCCAGGGAGCAUCUUCUCACCAACACACUCAGAUCCCAGCCAAGCACUGUUCGCACCAGAGCGCUCGUAGCUCUCGCAGGCAUUGCUCGAGAGCCUGAGAUGCGAGCUCCCAUCUGGGCCUACGUCUCCGUGGACCUGACCAGGAAGCUCACCGAGGAUGACGAGGAGGAAGAGCCCCAUGCCUUGAGGAAGCGCACUAGAGCCGGAAGCAAGGCCACUUCGGAGCCCGAGGAGAAAGCCCCGGAGGACGAAGACCGGCCCUCCAUGAAAGACAGUCUCCUGGCGGCUGCUUCCCGAACCGAGAUCUGCACAGUCCGGUCCUCGGCCUUGCGCGUCCUGCUGGAAAUCUCCUUUGGGGAGGAGUUCAUGCUUGAGUUGGUCGAGAGCGGCCUCGCAGAUUUGUUGCUGGAGGCUUCCCAUGACCAGCGGCUGCAGCAGAAAGAGCGCAAGCUCUGCUUGCAUGGCCAAAAUCGCAUUCGCGAGUGGAACGAGGCCCGUCUGGCAGAAGAGCUUCGAAUCGAGAGGGAGAACGAGUCUCGAGAGCGGCUGGCGAUGCGUCUCGAAGAGGAGUACCAGGUGGUACUCCGCGAGGCGCCCGAGAUGAAGCGGGCAGACGAAGAGAGCUACGCCUUCGAGGAGUGGUCCAAGGCGCAGAUUGAGAUACAGGCCAUGGCCAAGGAGGAUGAGUCCUCUGCAGCAAUGAACAAACAUCUCAAGUUUCUGCUCAGCAUGAACCGCGAGCGCAUGGAGCAGGAAGAUGAGCUGUCUCUUCAGUUUCGGCAGCAGGAAGAGAAGCGGGUCUUUGCCUCCAAAGUGGCCUCUGCUCGGGAGCGUGCGGCAGAAGCAGCGAAGGUUGCCGCCGGGGCCAUGAAGCGGGUCGGUGGCGAUGCGAUUCUCCAAGCCCGAGAUGCUGGGGAGGCCGCCGGUGCGGCGGCUGCGAAGCUUGGCAUGGGGCCUUUGAUUCAAGCGGCCUUUGCUGGCGCGCAAGCAGCUGCGGCAGCGAGUGUGAAGCAGAAGCAACCACUUACGCGAUCCGAGCAGCUGGAGGAAGCCAACAAGGCAGCCAUGGUCGUCGCAGACCGUUGUGACAUGACGGAGGAGGAGAGGGAGCUCAUCGAUGAAGCUACUAUCGCCGCCAAAGAAGCGGCAAGCGUUGAUGAGCAAAGCGACAUCGCAACGUGUUUCGCAGUCGCCGUGGCAUGCCGGUUGAGUCUCACUGAAGAAGCCCAAAGCGCUGUCACAGGUGGUGCAACUGCAGUGGCUGCAGACCGACCUGAUGGCUAUCCGUGA